Molecule: messenger RNA, 5277 nt
Organism: Chlamydomonas reinhardtii
Lineage: Eukaryota; Viridiplantae; Chlorophyta; Chlorophyceae; Chlamydomonadales; Chlamydomonadaceae
Exons: 22
Coding region: 45-4790 (1581 amino acids)
Biological process (GO): microtubule cytoskeleton organization
Cellular component (GO): cytoplasmic microtubule
Molecular function (GO): microtubule binding
Source: RefSeq, a predicted model, not a curated record
AUCUACACUACUAUUAAGUCCUGAAUGCAGCCGACGCCUGGGAAAUGACUUCACCUGAGUGGGUGGGUAUACGUGAAGACCUGCAGGCUUCAACCAAGCAGCGGCUGUCGGGCCUAGAAAGUCUCGAGGCGCUGCUCAAACGCGCCAGCCUCAACAAGUCGGAGCUUGGAGAGCUUCUAGACCUUUCACCUGGCCUGCUCGGGGACGCCAACUCGAAGGUUGCUCAGCAGACGCUUGAGGCGCUCUGUGUGGUUGUCAAGCGACAGGACGUCUCGCUGAACCCCUACGCCAGCCUGCUCGUCCCCAGCGUUGCGGAGCGUCUCGGAGACAGCCGGCAGCCUGUCCGGGAGCAGGCGCUGCACGUGUUGGUUGCGCUCUUCAAAGCGCUGAAGCCCGACGUUGUGCUUGAGAAGCUCAAUCCACUCUGGCAGCACAAGAGCUGGAAGGUCAAGCACGGGCUACUUGAGGUUAUUGCGGAGGUUGCAAGCACUACUGGUGUCUUCGCUUUCAUCAACGGCCGCGACCAGAACAGCGCUGUCCUCAAGCAGAUUGUCCGCAUGGUGGAGGAGCCUGACAUGACUGUCCGUGAGGCAGCUCUGGGCUGCCUGGAGGAGAUCAACCGCCAGGCGCCCGCCGCGGUGGUGAACGCCGUGCAGGCCUCCAGCCUGCGCCCGGAGCGACAGCGCGAGGUGUUCGGCCGCCUGGGGGCAGGCACAGUCCCUGCCGACGUGGUGUCCAGGCGCGAUGACUCCGCUGCGCCAAGCGCAGCAGGCACCGGUGGGUAUUCACACGGCGCUGCGGACACCGCACCUGCCGAACGUGUCAGCGGCAGCGGUGCCGGCACCAACGCCGUUGCUUCCCGGGAGAUGCAUGCUCGCCGGCAGAGCUCCGCCGCGGCUGGGCCGGGCCCUGCGGCCGCAGCCGCAGCAGCUGCCGCUGCCACCGUGAAGCGCGGCGGCUUCAAGGAUGGCGGCAGCAUGACGAUGGACGGCGAGCUGCCGCAGGUGGCGCCCAUUCCCAUUAGCUCGGAGCGGGAGCUGCGGUUGGAGCUUGAGGCAGCUACCGCCCUGCUGGCGCAGGCGCCGUGCCUGGACUGGCAAGGCCGUAUGACAGCCAUGCAGCGCGUGGAGGGACUGGUGCUGGGCGGGGCGCUGGAGUAUGACUGCUUCUACGAGGCGAUCAAGGGCCUGUCGCAGGCGCUGUCGCAGCAGUUCAAGGAGCGCCGCUCCACCAUCGCGCGCCAGACCUGCCACAUCAUCGGCGUGCUGGCCAGCCACAUGGGCACCCGUUUCGAGUCGCACGCGCUGACGCUGCUGCCAGUCCUGUUCGGCGUGGUGGUCAUCACUGUGGCCGUCAUGGCGGAGUCAGCGGACCAGGGCGUGCGCACCGUGCUGCGCCACUGCCAGACGCCGCGCAUACUGCAGGUCGUCUCGGACGGCGUGUGCAAGGAGAAGAACCCCAAGACGCGCCAGUUCUGCGCCGGCUACAUCGGCCUGAUCCUGGAGGAGUGGGACGUGAGCGUGUGGACCCGCAACACGGAGGGUCUGGAGGCCGCGCUGCGCGCCGCCGCUCAGGACUCAGUGGGCGACACACGCGCCUCCGCCCGCACCGCCAUGGCGCUGUACAACUCGGCGCAGCCCGAACGCGCGCACGCCUUCCUCAGGCGCCUGGACAGCAGCCUGCAGGACAAGCUGUCCGCGGCGCUGGGCGUCACCGCCAAGCCAGCCAAGCCCGCGCCGUCGACAUUCUCUCGGCAGACCAUCAAGACGUUCGUCGCCCGCCAGCCCUCCGCGGCAGAAGACAUCAUUGUCGUGGUGCCGGGUCCCAAGGCCACGCCACGGCGGACGGAUGUCGCGGCGGCGCCUCAGGCCGCAGAGGCCGUCGCCGUGCCGCGCCCGCGUGCCGGCCGCACCAGCAACGCCUUCGGGGUGGCGCCGGUGCUGGCCAGCAGCUCGCACGAGGCAGCGGCAGCUAUGGAGGCGCCAGCUACACUGUCGCGGCCGGCAACUUCAGCCGCGGCUGCGCGGCCUGCACGCAAGUCCCUCGCGUUGCCGCCCGGCCGCAUCCCGGGCGGCUCUGCGGACCUGACGUCGCUACUAGGCGAGCCGGGCACGAGCAGCAGUGCCAUCGACCCGGCAACACAGGCCCGUGCGGCAGCGCUGCGCCGGCCGCGCAUGUCCGCGCUGCCCUACGACCUGCCGCAGCGCGUGCCGUCAGAGGCGCCGCCCGCCGCCAGCAGCGCCACGAUGCGGGAGUCCAGCGCGGCCGGCCGUGUGCCGUGCCCGGCGCCGGUGGAGGCCCGCCCGCCCGCUGCGCCAGUGCCAGCCGCCACGCCCUCCACCUCCCACCGCACCAGCAACGCCUGGCAGCUUCAGGCGGAGCGGAGCGCGCCUGACAUGAUGACGACCACGGCCGCCACCGCCAGCCAUGGCUCCUCGUCCGCAGCGGCCGCCACCUCCAACACACUGCCUGCCGGCUCCUCCGCUGUCCUGGGCAGCGGCCUGGUGCCGCUGUCGCGCAUUGUGGCUGCCCUCUUGGGAGGGCCGCGCACGUGGAGUGAGAAGGUGGAUGCGUUGAAUGCGCUGUCGGCGCACGUGCGCGCCAGCGUGGGCGCGGGCGCAGCCAGCAACGGCUUAGACACAAUGCCGUCGCCGCUGCUGGCUGCGGAGCCGGACAAGGUGCAGGCGGCGCUGGAGCGGGUGCGGGAACGGCUGAUGGAGGCGCUGGAGGACCCGCACCUCAAGGUGCUGUCCGCGGCGCUGGCCCUGGUGUGCGACACGGUGCGGCACUACGGCCGAGUGAUGGAGCCGCAGCUGGACCGCCUGCUGCCGCUGCUGCUGGGCAAGGGCGCGGAACAGAAGGAGGGGCUGCGCGUGGCGUGCGCGGACGUGCUGAGCGAGUGCGGCACGUCCUACCGGCCAGACGUGGUGCUGCCGGCACUGACCAAGAGCCUGGACCUGGUGAAGCUGCCGCGCGGCAAGCAGGGCGCCCUGGACUUCUUCAAGGCGCACGUGGGCCGCUGGGGGCACCUGCAGCCCACGCAGCUCAAGCACUGGCUGGUGCGGCUGGCGCCGCUGCUGGACGACCGCACGCCCGAGCUGCGGCGCCGCGCGGCCGAGGUGUUGGACCUGCUGCUGGCGGCGCCGUGGGCGCGGGAGCCCAUCGCCUACGUGGCCUACCAGCACAACAGCCCAGACGUGGGCCCGCUGCGGCGCUACCUGGCCUCCUCGCAAACAGCCGCCGCCGCGCUGGGCGGCGCCAGCCUGCACGCCCACCCGCACUCCACCAGCCUGAACGGCAGUGGCAGCCAGCUGGGCGCUACAGCCGCUGCGCUGCAGCAGCAGAUGGCGGGGCUGACGCUGUCGGGCGUGGCGCCGCCGGCCAUUGGCGACAACCGCCGCCAGCUGCCCGGGAACGCCCCCGUGCUACAACCCGGGGUGCUGCCGCCCUCUGUGGCAGCGUACGGCGCCCCGUCACGGGCCGGGCACAGCACCAGCGGCUACGGCUCCGGCACGGCUGCGGCGCAGUCGCUGCCGGGCGGAGUCGUGGGACAGGAGGACGUGCGCUAUGCCGGGUCCACGGGGGCUGCUGCCACAGGGCCGUUGUCAUUGGAUGGCGCCGUGCUGGCACGGGGCCUGCCGUCCGUGCAUGCGCCGCCGCCGGCUGUGGCAUCAUGGGUGGCCAGCUCGCGUCCCUCGUAUGACGGCAUGACGUCAACGCGUGGCGCACAAGACUUUACGUCUCCGCCUGGCGCGCACCGGUCCUCGGCACCCGGCUCAACCUCUGCAGCCUUCGCCGCCGAGCAAGCGCGCGGCGCCUACGUCACAGGACCCGCACAGCCCGCUCCCUCCACCUCUUACCAGCCCCUGUCCCUCUACACCGGGCCGUGCCUCGCCCCUGCGAGCCUCAGCCACGGCGGCAACCGGCCGCGGCUGCAGGUGCCGGCUGACCCCGCCGCGCAGCUGGCAGUGCUGGGCCAGCUGCUGGACACGGCCCGCGCGGUGGUGAGCGGCGGCGGCAGCCGCGAGCAGCAGGCGGCGGCGCUUGAGGCGCUGGGGGACGCGGCCGAGUGCUGCAGCCGCGAGGCUUGGGUGCGGACCUUUCCGCUGCUGAUGGUGGAGAUGACUGGCUGCUGGCUGCCGCACGCCUCCAGCGCCCUGCGCACCAUGGGCCUAGCGCUGCUGAAGGAGCUGCUGCUGCACCAGCCCGCCCUCUUCGGCGAGUCCAACUUGGACGCCACGCUGGGGCUGCUACUGGCAGGCGUGGGCGACAGCAGCCGAGACGUGUCCAUGACCGGCGGCCAGGGGCUCAAGGUGCUGCUGGGCCGAGCCAGCCCCGGCCCCGCGCUGCUGCUGCUGACCGCGGCACUGCCGCGGGAGGGGGAUGCGCACCGCCUCGCGCCCGGCGACAAGGGCGCCCGCCUGGUGGCGGUCCUGGAGGGCGUCCGCGCGCUGGCGGCCAGGCUGGAUCGGCCCGAGCUGCACCGGCUGUCGUUCAUCGCCUUGCCCGACACCGGCUGCAGCCUGGUGGAGGGGCUGGUGGCCAACCUGAACGACCCCGAGACCUCGGUGCGCCGCGGCGCCGUGGUGACGCUGGCAGACCUGUGGUACCGCCUGGGGCACAGUGUGCGGGACGUGCUGCAGGUGCUGGCGGCGAGCAACUACAACCUGCUGUGCAUCUACUACCUCAAGAUGCACGGCAUCACGGUGCGGACGGACGUGGAGGACCCCACGCAGCACCCCAUGGUGCUGGGAGGCGGGCCGUCGGGCGGCGGCGUGCUGGGGUUGUGAAAAGGAGGAAGUGGGAUGAUGUAUGCGGCGGCUGUACAGCGCAGGUGCUAAAGAUGCGUGAGCUUGAAUGCUGCUUGAUAUCAGGGCGAGGUACUGGUUGCGAGCGUGUGUGUACAUAGCAUCGGCGGGAGCGCGCGGCGUAUGUGUGGUACAUGUAGGGAUCUGAUGUAUAUCGGCGUGGCUCUUUGCCCACCGUGCGAGCGGGUCUGUAUGGGUGCAUUUGAUAGUAGGGGAGUGUUCCAGCACAGUACAGGAGUGCAGCCGCUUUCAGGUCACGUGGCAGUGGCAUGGUGGUGGCGCAGAUAGCUACAACGUUGUCUCGGCAACUGACCAUGUGCGGCUGGGAAGAAUUUCCGGGCGUAGAUGCCGCGGGAGGGCUCAUCUACGCUCUGCAGACGCCGCGGGCCUGAGGACAUCUACAAGAUACGGGCACUGGCAUGGCCUUAUCAAUCAAAGUGCGUAAAACUCUUUGUAAUGCUCUGCCCGG